AUGACCAAAUUCACCUUCAUCACUAUCGCCGCCAUCGCCGCCCAGGUCACCCUCGGCGCCGUCCUUGAGCAGCGCACCUGCGGGAGCCCCGACACCGCCGCCCCCGUCUGCCAGACCUCGAGCGGCAGCCCGCUCGUGCAGGACUGCCAGGUCGCCAUCCAGCAGCUUGGCUCCAGCUCCUGCAAGGUCUCCAACACGGGCGGCUCCGACUGCUCAACCCAGGUCACCGUCGGCACUUGCAAGAUCGACGCGUGCUCCGACGGGAACACGCCCGAGCUGCAGCCCGGCGUCAACUGCGGAGGGUACCUGCAGAGCAUCUUGAACUCGUGCCAAAGCAACGGCAUGGUCGGAGGCAUCCUCAGCCCGGAGUCGUGCAACGUCGCCGGCGAGGGUGCUUACAGGCUUCAGUUCUCCAAGGCCUAG
This is a messenger RNA of Punctularia strigosozonata HHB-11173 SS5, 423 nucleotides long. RefSeq lists its product as uncharacterized. The record is from RefSeq and is a predicted model, not a curated record. Bases 1 to 423 code for a protein of 140 amino acids. NCBI's taxonomy places the organism in Eukaryota, Fungi, Basidiomycota, Agaricomycetes, Corticiales, Punctulariaceae. The transcript has 2 exons.